CGCUAUAAAUCCCGUCACACACCCUGCCAUCAUUUUCCCACUCUUGUCGCUUCCUUCCAAUAUCCCGUCGAGCGAGUGAAGGUGGACGGAAUCCCGGCGAGAUGAUGGCUGCCCGAGGCAUCCUCCUCAGAUCCAGCUCCAGCGCCGCCUCCAAGGCUGAGAGUUUAGUAAAAUAUGCAGCAAGUACUGGUCCAAGCUUGCAUGGGCUGCAUAGUUUUUCAGAGGCACCAGCCAGGUAUUUCAGCUCUGAACCGUCUCUUCAGCCUGACUCGACAGAAGAAAUCGGGUUCAAGGGGCAUAGUAUGCUAGCUCCAUUCACAGCUGGAUGGCAGAGCACCGAUGUGCAUCCGCUGGUUAUUGAUAGAUCUGAGGGUGCUUAUGCUUAUGAUAUCAAUGGGAAAAAGUAUAUAGAUGCUCUCGCGGGACUGUGGUGUACAGCUCUAGGUGGUAACGAACCUCGACUUGUGAAAGCCGCAACAGACCAAUUAAACAAAUUACCCUUCUACCAUUCCUUCUGGAAUCGUACUACCAAACCCUCACUGGAUCUUGCAAAUGAUAUUCUGAACAUGUUCACUGCAAGGGAAAUGGGAAAGGUAUUCUUCACAAACAGCGGUUCAGAAGCAAAUGACUCUCAGGUUAAACUAGUGUGGUAUUAUAACAAUGCACUUGGGAGGCCAAAGAAGAAGAAAUUUAUUGCACGCUCUAAAUCAUAUCAUGGUUCAACAUUAAUAGCAGCUAGUCUAUCAGGUCUUCCUGCUCUUCACCAAAAGUUUGAUCUACCGGCACCUUUUGUUCUGCACACAGACUGCCCUCACCACUGGCGCUUCCAUCUUCCUGAUGAAACAGAAGAAGAAUUUUCAACUAGACUGGCAAACAACUUGGAGAAUCUUAUUCUCAAAGAAGGACCGGAAACGAUUGCUGCUUUCAUUGCUGAACCUGUGAUGGGCGCCGGUGGUGUCAUCCCUCCUCCAAAGACUUAUUUUGAGAAGAUUCAAGUGGUGCUGAAGAAGUACGACAUCUUACUAAUAGCAGAUGAGGUCAUUACUGCAUUUGGAAGAUUGGGAACCAUGUUUGGAUGUGAUAUGUACAACAUCAAACCAGAUCUUGUCUCCAUAGCAAAGGCUCUUUCUUCUGCCUACAUGCCUAUUGGAGCUAUUCUUGUUAGCCCAGAGAUAACGGACGUAAUUCAUUCGCAGAGCAAUAAACUUGGUUCUUUUGCUCAUGGCUUUACAUACUCGGGCCAUCCAGUUUCCUGUGCUGUUGCCAUAGAAGCUCUCAAGAUUUAUAAGGAAAGAAAUAUCACCGAACAUGUCAACAAAAUUGCUCCAAGGUUCCAGGAAGGAAUCAAGGCCUUCUCAGGAAGUCCAAUCAUCGGAGAGACACGUGGCUUGGGAUUAAUACUUGGAACUGAAUUCGUCGACAACAAAUCGCCAAACGAUCCAUUUCCCGCAGAAUGGGGGGUUGGUUCGAUAUUUGGUGCCGAGUGCGAGAAGCGUGGGAUGCUCAUCAGGGUUGCUGGAGAUAGCAUUAUGCUGUCACCACCGCUGAUAAUGACUCCUGGUGAAGUUGAAGAAAUUGUGAGCAAAUAUGGUGAAGCCCUGAAGGGCACAGAGGAAAGAAUCGCAGAGCUCAAAUCCCAGAAGAGCUAAACAGUGUCGAUCUACUGUAGGUCUGUAGCGAUGAAUGGUGAUUGAGACGACAAUGUACAGAAUAACUUGGAACAGUUAGAUGACAUCAUAUUGCAAUAAAAGCCUGAACCUUUUUCUCUACUUA
This is a messenger RNA of Brachypodium distachyon (stiff brome), 1773 nucleotides long. RefSeq names its product probable gamma-aminobutyrate transaminase 3, mitochondrial. Gene Ontology annotation, molecular function: pyridoxal phosphate binding; S-adenosyl-L-methionine:8-amino-7-oxononanoate transaminase activity. The record is from RefSeq and is a predicted model, not a curated record. The transcript is spliced from 19 exons. Bases 102 to 1649 code for a protein of 515 amino acids. Lineage: Eukaryota; Viridiplantae; Streptophyta; Magnoliopsida; Poales; Poaceae. Gene Ontology annotation, biological process: biotin biosynthetic process.